Messenger RNA from Vanderwaltozyma polyspora DSM 70294, 1701 nucleotides. RefSeq names its product Aep2p (gene AEP2). The transcript has a single exon. Bases 1 to 1701 code for a protein of 566 amino acids. The record is from RefSeq and is a predicted model, not a curated record. Lineage: Eukaryota; Fungi; Ascomycota; Saccharomycetes; Saccharomycetales; Saccharomycetaceae.
AUGUUGGGUCAAUUUAUUGGAUCUCAAAAACUUCCAUAUAAGAAUGUCGCAGUACAAUUGUCGAAAUCAUGCUUUGGUUUAACAUUGAUAAAGUCUAAAAGGAUAACACCUAUUAGCACUUCCAGAUACGAAAAGCAUUAUUCAACUACAUCUGUAAAAUAUGCUAUUGAAUCUGAAUUAGAUAGCCUAGUGCAUUCCAGGAACUCCAAUACUAUCAUUAAGCAAUCAGAUGUUCUUCCUGAGAAUAUUUGGAGAAAUUACUUGAAAAAUAAUGAGAUCGAUAAGUUUACAUUGCAUCUACUAGCUAGUUUACGAGGUGACGAUGAUUUUGUGAAAAAUCUAUUUAAAUCUGGUGACUUAACGUAUAAUGAAUUAUCAAUUUUUAUUAAUAGAAUCUAUAAGAGUAAUGGGCAUGAUAUUAAAAGAGUAAUUCAGAACCAUCAUAGUUUAUCUUAUACCGAAUUGAUAUAUGAGAUAUUUGAACUCUAUACAUCGACAAUCCCUAAGGAGUCAGGAAUAAUUAAAUUGAAUGCUUUACAUCUAAAAGAUUUAAACUUAUUUAUUACGAUAUUCAUAAAGGAAGCUCAACUUUCGAAAGCCCAGAAUGUUUUACAAUACAUUAUCGAUGCCGAAGGCUCAAUUGAAAAAAUCACUGAUCAUGAUACAAUGGUGAAUUUCCUUAGGUUACGAUGCGGUGGUCUACCUAAAUUUUGGUUGGUUCCACAGGCAUCUUAUGCAGUGACUAAGCAAACCAAAAAGAAUUCUAGAUUGAGUUCAAAUUCCCCAAAUACAAGAUUCCCAUCUUCUUAUAAGUCUACAGUACCGAAUACUGUUUUGUUUGAAGUUAUUAAUAUGAUUCUGAAUAAGAAAGUCUGGAAAUCUAAGCAUUCAGGUAUAUUGGAUAGCACUAUUGUAUAUUCAUUAGCACAUACCUUUCAAAAACAAAUGAUGGAUGGUUUCAUCAAAGAACAUUGGGGGAUAUCUUCCCAUGGAGAUCCAUUAGAUUUAUUUAUUAAAAAGAAAAAGGUUGCUUCUGCUCCAUCAAAUGAAAUUUUAAUAGCAAUAAUGUCUUCAUACAUAUAUAAGGAUCGAAAUAUUGAUGGGGCUAUGAAAAUUUUAGAUAAAUUCAUUAGAAUGUACCCAGAUAUUUCAUUAGAUAACAUGUUUUGGCGAAGAUUAAUCCAAUGGUGUAACAGAUUAUGGGAUCCUAAAAUUGAUAGACAAGGGACCUUCGGAUAUGGUUGUUGGAAUAUGAUGAAAAAUUGGAAUGGUGCAGGUACCGGAAAAGAUGUGGUUUUACCAUAUGAUUUUCAGAUCUACGAAGAAUUUUAUAGACUUUUCAAAAGAACAAAUAAUGGUAAAAUUGCCGCUGAAAUCGUUUCAAAUGUUCUUAUUCCUCAUUUGUCAGAGAAGAAUGUGGCCGUAAAGAAAGCGGAGCUUAAUUUACUGAACAAGUACCAAACAUUAGCCAUGAACUGGCUGAUUGAAAGGCGCCAGUUUAAGAAAGCAGCAUUCUUUAUAGAGGAAUGGUCAAUCGAUAGAAAUAAUAGGAUUCAAUUGAGAGAGGCCUUCAAAAAGAGAAAGCAGUUAAUGCUAAGAAAAUUGUCUACAAGGGAUAAAAAAUCUCAAAGUCAAAAAAAGAGGCAAGAUAGAUAUGACGAGAUGGAAGAAGAAGAUAUGAUAAUUGGAAGAUUAUGGUGA